Molecule: messenger RNA, 2045 nt
Organism: Suillus bovinus
Lineage: Eukaryota; Fungi; Basidiomycota; Agaricomycetes; Boletales; Suillaceae
Product: D-lactate dehydrogenase cytochrome oxidoreductase
Exons: 15
Coding region: 11-1828 (605 amino acids)
Biological process (GO): lactate catabolic process
Cellular component (GO): mitochondrion
Molecular function (GO): FAD binding; D-lactate dehydrogenase (cytochrome) activity; D-lactate dehydrogenase (NAD+) activity
Source: RefSeq, a predicted model, not a curated record
CCGGCACACCAUGUUCUCUCUUACUACGAGGGGUUGUCGUCUUUCAUUGCUUCCACGCUGCAACGCAAGCAUCCGCAGCAGCAGAGUGGCAAGUAACUAUUAUUCAUCGUCUUCCGGGCGUACCACGCAGGAUGAUGUUCAUCGUAUUGGAAAAUUUGUGUUGGGUUCCUUGUUCGCGAUGGGGACAAGUUAUUAUAUCUUCCAGUACCGCGAACAAGGAUUGAUACCAGCGAGACUGGAAGCUGGUGCUGCUACCAUCCAUGCCACAUCUACUAAGUUCGGCGAGCUCUCGUCCGUGCACCUCCAGAAAAGUGGCCCAGAAGAACUAUUCAGUGCAAGUGGUGCAGGAGGCAUAACCGACGUGUUCGGGAGCUCCUCAUCCUCAACGCCUACCUACGGGUCUCCCGAAGACAUUCGAAAAGCAAUUGAGGAACUACGCGACGCCUUCCCUGAUAAGAAUUGCGUUCAGACCAGCCCAGAUUCCCUUCGAGUGCAUGGCUCCUCCGACCAUUCGUAUCACCCCAGUCUUCCUCACUCGGUUGUAGUCAGGGCACAUAGUACAGACGACGUGGUAAAAGUCGUCAAUAUCUCUCGCAAGUACAGGGUUCCCAUCAUUGCGCUCGGCGGCGCCACGAGUAUAGAGGGCCAUUUCACCGGUUUCCCUUCGGGUAGCAUAUGUCUUGACCUGUCUGCGAUGAAUAGCAUUUUGGAAAUAAAUGAGGCUGAUGGUGAUCUGCGGUGUCAGCCUGGAGCAAAGUGGGAAGAUAUAAACAAUACAUUAAAAGACAGGGGUAUCCCUCUAUUCUUCCCUCUUGAUCCAGGUCCUGGAGCUACCAUCGGCGGCAUGAUUGGUACAGGGUGUUCAGGGACCAAUGCAGUCAGAUAUGGAACUGCUAAAGCAGAAUGGUUCCUCAAUGUCACGGUCGUCCUUCCAUCUGGCAAAGUGAUCAAGACCCGUCGGCGGGCGCGCAAGUCUUCCGCUGGCUUCGACACUACUAAACUUUUCAUCGGUGCUGAAGGAACGCUUGGAAUAGUCACGGAGGCUACGUUGCGAUUGGCUCCUGUGGUACCCACUAAAGUUGCCAUGGCACAGUUCCCUGACGUCGAGAAAGCAGUUAGCGCCGUUCAGCAGAUCCUUAAUACUCCACACGGUCCCCACAUACAAUGCGUGGAGCUGUUAGACGACCACAUGAUGGCAGCCAUUAACACUGCUGGGGUGGUUGAUGCUCCUUAUCCGGUGCAGGAUACUCUCUUCUUCAAGAUUCAAGGGUCCCCUGAAUCUAUCCGUGACACCUCCGAUGCCGUGCAAGAGAUUGUACAACGUCAUGGUAGCACUCGAUUUGAGUUCGCGGCAACAGAGGAGGAGGCAGGUGAGAUGUGGGAAAAUCGAAAAUAUGCUUUCUUCUCGACACUAGCCACGCACCCUGGUUCAAAGGUUUGGACAACUGAUGUAUGCGUACCGGUUUCCCGACUUCCGCAGCUAGUCUAUGAAACCAAAGAGGAUCUUGCUAAGGCUGGUUUGAAAUCGACUAUUGUUGGGCACGUUGGUGACGGUAACUUUCACGCGCUCAUUUUAUUCAAAGACGAAGAAGAACUGCGGAGCGUCGGUGAAGCGGUUCACAGAUUGGUCCAUCGCGCCAUCCAAAUGGAUGGGACAUGUACGGGCGAACACGGUGUAGGGGUAGGCAAAACAGAGUAUCUUGUGGAAGAACUGGGCGAAGAUACCGUGGAACUGAUGAAAAUUGUCAAAAGUGCGAUCGAUCCUCUGAACUUGUUUAAUCCUGGAAAGUUGUACCCAGAAAAUAACAAGGACGAGACACAUAAAUGACUUGAUCGCUAGCGACGUAAUUCACAGACCCUCCGAGUCUGAGGACAGCUUACUUCUUAGAUAACCUUCUUGAAUUAUACGUCCCAUAUUCACGAUGGCUAGAACUUUCCUAGACCCGAGAAGCAGCAUCUACCAGAGGGGGGUCGCACGUUGGCACUCUUCCCUCGCCCACCUUUGACAGUGAUCACAAAUUCUUUUGAGUCAGCCAGGUUUAGUC